GGUUGCAGGGCGUCAGAUGAUGAGUCCCAGCACCCGCAGUAAUGACACUCUCAGCGGCGUCUCGUCUCUCGCACAGAGCAAACACUCGAGCUCUUCACACAGCAUCGCCUCUAUGCGAGUUCCCUCCUCUCCCAACCAAUCAGUGAACACUGGGACGCCGUGGGAGGCGGAGCCAGUGGCAGAGGAGCCGGGAGUCGGAGAGGAUACCAAUGUGGAGAACCUCUAUCUCAUGGGGAUGGAGCUGUUUGAGGAAGCCCUGCGCAAGUGGGAACUGGCUUUAAACAUCAGACACAGAGCUCAUUCCCGUGCAUCUGGGUCAAACAGUCUCGUCCCGCAAGGAUCAGAGCUUGUGGAGCGUCAUUCGCCUGAGCUUCACAAUCAUGAGUUUGCAGAGAAGCUCGAGUCUCUGCUGCACCGAGCCUAUCACCUACAGGAAGACUUCGGCAGCACCAUCCAGCCCGACAGCCUCCUCGCUGACCUGGAGAGUGAAGCAACCCUGAUCCUGCCCACACUAGGGAGUUACCAUCCCAUCCAAGACGACGAUGCCACGACAGUCACUUCUGACGACUCGUUUGUCUCUGCUGCUGAGUUGUUUGAGACGUUCUCUCUAGAGGACACGUAUCACCCGCUGAAGCCAGCAGCUCUGUAUGAAGAAGCCCUGAGUUUGGUGAAGGAUGGAAGCGUGGGCUGCAGAUCACUGAGAACUGAACUUCUGGAGUGCUACAGCGAUCAGGACUUCCUCGCCAAACUGCACUGCGUUCGUCAGGCUUUCCAGGUGCUGCUGCUGGAUGAAACACACAGGAUGUUCUUCAUGGAUACAGGGAAGCAGAUGAUAUUGGGACUCCUGGCCAAAGCCAACAAGAGUCCGAAGGCGUUUCUGGAGAGUUAUGAAGACAUGCUGCAGUACACGCAGAGAGAAGAGACGUGGCCCGUCACCAAGAUGGAGCUGGAAGGACGAGGGGUGGUCUGUAUGAACUUCUUUGACAUUGUGCUGGACUUUAUCCUCAUGGAUGCGUUUGAAGAUCUGGAAAGUCCGCCGUCUUCAGUGGUCGCGGUCCUGAGGAACCGAUGGCUCUCGGACAGUUUCAAAGAGACGGCAUUGGCUACAGCCUGUUGGUCUGUGCUAAAAGCCAAAAGGAGAUUGUUAAUGGUUCCCGACGGUUUUAUUGCCCAUUUCUAUGCCAUCUCUGAACAUGUGAGUCCAGUUUUGGCUUUCGGGUUUCUGGGCCCCCGGCAGCACCUCAGUGAGGUGUGCACCAUAUUCAAGCAACAGAUUGUUCAGUAUCUGAAGGACAUGUUUGAUCACGAUAAGGUGCGUUUCACGUCCGUCCCGUCUCUGGCCGAAGACAUCCUCAGUCUGUCCCACAGACGGGCGGACAUCCUGGUGGGUUACCUGGGCAUUGACAGUCUACCUGAGACCAACGGAGCUUUACCCAAGAGCCCCUGCCAAGCCAACAGCGGACAGCAGGACUGAGGUGCACAAUACUAAUCUAGACCUGUUAGUUUCGAAAGACACCAGGUCUCAUUAGCUAUUCGUCAUCGUCGACCAAUCAACGUGACUAUAAAGAGCAUUCGUUUAAAAGAAAUUGAUUAUUUAGACAGAUAAACCAAUACUGACUCAUCCGAGGUCAACCGAGGCCUUUUCUUGAUCUGCUUCUGCAAAUUUGCCCCCGAAUAUCCAUCGCUGCUAUUUAGACACCUUAAUUUUAAACCCCCCCCCCCGACGCUUUGGAAACACUUUCUUUCCAUCGUGACCUAGAGGAACUGAGUAAAACCGUCUUUUAGCCAAACUUGCAGCCUGGAUUUGAGUUGCAGCUCUUCUGAAUCGACCGAUGCCUCUUACGCCGAAACGCUAGGUUUCGUUUGUUUUAUGGGACGGUUUGCAGAUUUUUGUGUGCCGUUGAGCAAUUUAUGUAUGUGCCAAUGGCCAAGUAAAGUCUUGCACUGAAUCUUGGGUAGCACUGAACACAAUGGAGACAAACAACCGAGACUAGAUUUAGUGCAAGUCUCUCCACACGUUUUGGCAGUUUCGAUGAGAGACUCGCACAGGAAGUGCAUCAUUCAAGAGUAAAACAGGAUGUAGUGUCACAUCAGCCGAGCUCACUUGUGUCCUUUGAGAGCUUCUGCAGCCCUUGUGGUUUGCUUUGUAAGUUGCAUUUGUUCUCACCCUCACAACAUAUCAGUCACAGUGUUCAUCAGAGCGAUAUUUAGUAGUCUGUUGGUGUGUUAUAUUUUCUGUCAUCAUACUUCGUUCAUGAUUUAUGCACCUUGUUUUUGUCCUCCAUCAAUAUUCAGGACUAAAAUCGCCAAUUACCUACAAUUCUAUUAUAUUCAUUAUGCAUUAUAAAUUCAAUACAGCAGAGGUAUUGAGUCACAAUUGUAGAGUAAUUGUAACUGUAGAGCAUAAAUGUGCUGUAACUUGUCAUUUCAGUCCUUUACGCUCUGGUUGUUAACAUCUGUGCCAUUGUGAUCAUUUCGACGCCAAUGUGAUUUUUGAAAACAAACAAAAAGAUGCAUUAUUCCUUUACUCUUGAAGGCUAUGGUGAAAAUCACCUCAGAUUCAGUUAAAGUGGAUUUGUUUUUUGUUUGCGAGUUAUUUAUUCUAUGAAAUAUUGUAAUAGUAUACAUUUUUUCUAUGACAAUGGCACAGAUGCUGUUGAUAGUGUUUCAAUUGCAUUCAUCCCAUGAGAAAAUGUAAACCAAGCAACUGAACAGCAUCUUGCAGGCCUUUUGAUUGGUCAAACAUGUAGUCAUGAAUUUCACCAGCAAAAACAUAUAUUAGCAAGCAAAAUGCAAGUGAAUAAUUUUAGAAAAUAAGGCAAAUUCUGGUCAUUUUAAAAUGGAUAUGCAUGAAAUGCCUAAAACAAUCCUCAAAAUUGCUGAGCCUUUACGAAACUUGACCAUGCUCCUUAAUUGUUCACAGGAGGCGUUUGUGAAAUUAGGUAUUAGGAUUGUUAUAGCGUUUCUUUCCUCCUCAUAUUGACUAUUUAAAACUGGUUCCGCCAGUGUUGGGUGUCUUGCACUUUAUUUGUUUAAAACAUAUAUACAGAUGUUAAUUUUCUCUAUUUUUAUCACAAUAAUAGAGUUGUUAAUUAGCUUUUAUGUAGUGCAUUUGAAAAAAAAAAAAUUCUGUUUCAUUAAAUGUAAUUAUUUUUUUUUUGACAUGUGUAAUUUAUAUGACAACUGAAAUGUAAACGUAUUUAAAAUAUCAAGCUGCAAAUGUGAACGGUUGAGUUUUUUUUCUCAUUUAAAAAGGUGGCAAAGACAUUGGUUAUAACUUGACAGUUGAAGUAUAAGGAUGAUAUACUUGAGGGAUUAUGAGUGAUUGGUUGUGCCUCAAUAUAUUCUUAUUAAAUGUGCUUCGAAUACACAAGUGCAUACACACUAUUAGAUCUCUGCCCUGCUUAAAUUAAAA
Molecule: messenger RNA, 3415 nt
Organism: Sinocyclocheilus grahami
Lineage: Eukaryota; Metazoa; Chordata; Actinopteri; Cypriniformes; Cyprinidae
Product: mitoguardin-2
Exons: 13
Coding region: 17-1474 (485 amino acids)
Biological process (GO): mitochondrial fusion
Source: RefSeq, a predicted model, not a curated record